CUCCCGGCCCCGGGCAUGGGCAGCCGCCGCAGCCGGAGGAGGAGCCGCCGGCCCGGGCCCUGUGCGGGGCAUCAAGGUGCAAGGCCUGACAAUGGCACCGAAUGAGCACAGCCUUCAAGCUUCCUUCCUGUAAAUGACAGGACCAAACAAGGCGGUGUGAUGAACAUGCCACUGCAUCAAAUCUCUGUCAUUCCAGCUCAGGAUGUUACCUCUUCCAGAGUCUCCAGGAGCAAGACCAAAGAAAAAGAGGAACAGAAUGAGAAGGCUUUGGGGCAUUCUGUGAGCCGCUCUAGUAACAUCUCAAAGGCUGGAAGUCCAACCUCUGUGUCUGCCCCUCAUAGCUUCUCUCGGACUUCUGUUACACCAUCCAACCAGGACAUCUGCAGUUCCAGUGCAGUGUUUUCUGAGUGUUGUCAUCACAGUCCAGUGCAGUCUGCUGUUGUCUUGAAAAAUCCUCACUGCCAGAGCCCUCUGACACAAGGGGUCACUGUGACAGUAAUCUGUCAGGACACGUUACAUGCAGCAAAGAGAAACUCCCGUGGGCAGGAUCGGGGCCAGGCACUCAGGUCUGCUAAGAAUGUAAAGCCCACCCGCACUCUGAAAUUCUCGAAGUCCCUCAAUGACGUGGACCAGAAGGCGCAGAGCACCACUGAGUGCUUUGACUAUGUGGAGCGAACACGCUCGGAAGGCAAAUUGACCCCGACUCAAGAGCAGUGUUUAAGGAUUAACAAAUUUCAUCUUAAAGGGAGGAAACCGCUGAAUCUCAGGCCUCUUUCUUUUAGCAAUUCUAAGCACUCCUAUAAGCCUUCCCUUUCCAACUACUCGAGUGCAUCGGGAGGAGCAGAGAACCACAGCGCUGUGCAUAUCCCCUUGCUGGAGGACAAAGUGGACCAUGAUACCUCAAGGAGCAAAAAACUGUUGCGUUACCUUUUUUCCUUCUCCCACACCUCCAGCACCAGCAGCCUGCAUAAGUUCCACGAACUGGAGAGCUAUUCCAGUCACUUCCAAGCUGAGAAAUCCUCCAGCAUGCUGGUGGAAAGCACGGACUUCUGCUCUGAUGAUAUGGGAGACGAUGAUGUCUUUGAGGACAGCACCUCAGUGAAACUGAAAACAAAAGAGCAGCGGGCGCCCCUCUGUUCAGUUGAGAAGGACAGUGACCUUGACUGCCCUUCCCCCCUCUCAGAAAAAUUCCCCCCUCUCUCCCCUGUGUCCACAUCGGGGGAUACCUGCAGGAUAUGUCACUGUGAAGGAGAUGAUGAGAGCCCUUUGAUUACCCCCUGUCACUGCACAGGAAGUCUUCAUUUUGUGCACCAAGCCUGCCUGCAGCAAUGGAUCAAGAGCUCAGAUACACGAUGCUGUGAACUGUGCAAGUAUGAGUUCAUCAUGGAGACAAAACUGAAGCCUUUGCGAAAGUGGGAGAAGCUGCAGAUGACGGCCAGCGAGAGGAGGAAGAUCAUGUGCUCUGUAACAUUCCAUAUCAUUGCCAUCACCUGCGUUGUGUGGUCUCUCUACGUCCUGAUAGACAGGACUGCUGAAGAGAUUAAACAGGGACAGACUACUGGGAUUCUAGAGUGGCCAUUUUGGACUAAGCUGGUGGUUGUGGCUAUUGGUUUCACUGGAGGACUUCUGUUCAUGUAUGUACAAUGCAAAGUGUACGUACAGCUGUGGAAGAGACUUAAAGCUUAUAACCGAGUAAUAUAUGUACAAAACUGUCCGGAAACUAGCAAAAAGAAUAUUUUUGAAAAACCUGCACUGAUGGAGCCAAACUUCGAAAGUAAAGAAAUGCUUGGGGUUCACCAUUCAGACACAAACUCUUCACAUUACACAGAGCCAGAAGACUGUGCUGCAGAAAUCCUUCAUGUCUGAUUGUUGGGUGGGAGGGGUGUUUCUGUAUGUCCUUGAAGAUUUAAAAUAUCAUUGUUUACUGCAAACUGCUCUACCUUUUUGAAAUCGGCUAACAGCUGAGGGCUGGCGGAUGAAUUUUUUUACAUUUGUUUUUUGGUGGAAUUUUUUUAAAUCCCUUUGGCAUAUCUGUCAAUGUCAUCAUGGUUGCAUACCUCUCAAGGUUUUGUCUCUCGUACUGGCUGAUCAAAGAGCCACAGGAUACUGGGUAGAACGAGCCUUGGAUUUGGUAUCAAGCAAGCCGCUAGUAAACUGUCAUCAACUUCGUGGAGUCUGUUACUUUAGAAGAUGACUCUAAAUGAUUCUGGAAUAUGUGUAGAGGGGGGUUGGUUGGUUGGUUUGUUCUUUAAGCGUGAUGAAGGAGGUUGUCCCAAACAUUGAGGGAAAUGAGAGAGCUAGAGUCUAAUUUACCACUAACACUGCCACUAACAUUUUGUCUUAGGCAGCAGGUGUAAAAUUUUGCUUUACAUAUCGUGAUGAGACUUACAAAGCAUAUAGCACUUUUAAAAAUCUUUAUUUUGUAAUAUGUAUGUCAAAUGAGAAUGAAACUUGAAAGAAUGUGUCAUUUUCAAAACAUUUCUUCAUUCUUUAACCCAUCUAUUCUUCUGGAACAUAAACCUCUUGCCUUAUAUAAAAAAAAAAAAAAAUUAAAAAAAAUUCCAACCUGUGAUUUCCAACACAUGCCCAUAUUAUCUUACUGAACAUAACACUAAAAAACUCUGCCUCUUUGGGUUUCCUUUGAGGAGCAAUUUUUUUCAAAGGAUAUUGCACUUGUGACUUGUGUAUGGGAAGUAGUGGAUGUGUACAGUGUUUGUUUUCAAUGCGUAAUGGUUUCAGUGCUCUGUUUUGGGGAUUGUUUUUGCUUUUUUUUUUCAACAGGUCAGACCAUCAACACACCUGCACAUAUAUACUUGAUGUAACUUUCAUUCCAAACCGUUGGCAAAGGGUUUGUUGCUAUAUUGGUAAAAAUGUGAGCUGUUAUGGAAAAAAAGAUACUUAGUCAAUACAGCUGAAAUUGGUUUUCCUUCUUUAGUGCUGUGUCAUGUGUGAAUUACCCAAGAAUUUGACGUUGUCAGAGGAGAUGCUGAGAUCGAAGUCUAGGAAGUAAAUAUUGCAUUAAGUGGACAAGUUUAAAAGUACCUGUCUGGUUUUAGUCCUGAUGUGAUGCAUUACAUGGUCAGAGAAUAGUUUUGUCUGUGCUUUUGAAUUUGGGACUGGCUUUUUAAUCAGUCAGCCUUAAUGAAAAGAGAGGGACAGCUUUAAAAUCUGUUUGCAGGGCUUUAGACAGAGUUGCUCAAAGCCUUGGGUGUCUGCUGUUAAUUUGCUUGACCAAUCUGCUUCACUGCACCACUGUCCAGCUUCAAGCCCUCAUUUAACCAAAGUCUCAGUGUGACUGGAGCAGAAAUGAAGCCCCAUGAAAAGUCAGUACACGAGGUCUCUGCAUUUGAAAGCUGACUUUCCCUACCGGAGCCCUAUCUAAAUCUCUGUAAAGUAAAUGAUAAUCUUCUGGUUGGUCUUAGUAGGAGUUGCCUGGACUUCUCAGUUAGGUAAAAGCUUCUGUUUACUUGUUAAGAUACUGAACUAAAUCCCCAGCUCUGGUUCAGGUUUUAUUUAGUCUUUUUCAAGUACAACUUUCAAUCGGCAAGUGCUUUUCAUAAUAAAAGUAGUUGCUUUAAGACUUUCCAAAGAAUAACAGUAAGAUUGGUGAUUUUUUUCCUUAAAAAGUAAUAUUAAUUUAUUUCUAAAUUAGUAUUUUAAAAGAAGGCAGAGAAGGGACUAUGGUAAGAGAACGCACACCAGUGGUUUCUAAGAGCUGUUAGAGGAAAAGCGUGUGUGUGCGUGCAUGCCUCUGCGCGAUCUCAUGCUUGAAGCGUACUGGCUGUGAUCUUCAUGAACAGCAUUAUAUCUUGUUCUUGAGAUGUUUUAAAAUACUCAGACCUCUCGGCAGUCCUAGCAAAGCUGCACUGGCAUGGGUUUGUGUACUGUGCUAGGUGUCAGGAUGUCCCAUGCUUAUGUAAUACAGGCCGAGAAACUCUGCAAUACCCUGCCAGUAGCGGGGCAGCAGUCUUCAUGACCAUAUGCAUGUAAAGUUUGUUGUCUAUGCCUGCCAUAAUUUAAAGUGCAAUUACUCGGGCCCUUUCCUGAACUCUACUGUGGGUGAUCCUCUUCUAUUACGAGAACCCAGAUAAUACACUGUCUUGUUUUGUUUUCUAUUUUGUUCUGUGAAAAGAUUUACUGGAUAAACUCAGGUGGGUUAAAUAUCAGGUCUUGCACACCUUCAUCAUGUUCUUCUGAAAUGCCCAAGUGCACAAGGCUUACGUGUCUGCGAGAUGCUCACGUUACAGCUGCAAGAUGCACAGAAUCAGCUGCCAACUGAUGCUGUGCACGUUCUCAUCUGACCUGUGGCCAGUAGGUGAAAUGAAAAUGGACAAGGUCUGGUAGGAAACCUGCUUGUUCUCCAGCUCACACCUGAGAGGCACUGGUGUCUGACCGAUGUUCUGACAAGUGCCGAUAUGGCAUACUGUAACAUGCUGGUCCUGUUUCAACGGCUGUCAUACGUGAUUCUUGGUGAAACGUUGUGAAAUCUCAUUUGGUGUUUUGGAAGCUCCAUGUGGCGCAUGCCAGGUAGUGUUCAGUGCAUUCAGGAUACUGAAGGUUUUUGCUGUGCCCCUGUGUAUCUUAACUUGGGAAGAAAAAUCAUCGCCAGCAAAAUCAUCUGGGGAAAAAUAUUUGCGGCCGAAACUGUUUUAGCUAACUAUUGCUGCUAGCCAUUCCCUCUCCCAGCAGGUCUUUUCAGAAUGAAAAUUAAGGCCUAAUAUUUAAUACACUGCUUAGGAGUGCUCAUACCAGGAAGGGCUGCAGAAGAGAUCCAUCUGUCAGGGGGUUUCAUUUAUGCUGGUCACAGUUCUCAUGCUGAUUCUUGCUUGGUGUUAACAGUGGGCUUCUGGAGCUGCAGUUCUCUGCUUCUGCAUGGUGCCAUCAAAUGGUGUGAGAAGGCUGAAUGGUGCUUUUUCCUUCUUUCUCCUCAAGGAGAUACUGUUGACUUGUUUUCAGCUUCCAGCUGCGAGGCACUGAUGCUAGCUCAGGUGAGAUCUGUCCUUCCGCCCAGAUGUCAGUAAGGGGAACGACCACCCCCUGUCAGGUCAGGCUUUCCAACACUUCCUUCUGGCAGCUUUUGAAAUGACUGAAAUAGAAGUCUGACUUUUUUUGGUCCUUGUUCCUUGGUCAAAGUUAGUUCAAGUUACUUGGGACUUCCUGAGACCAGAAGUUAAGUAGGAGGGAAUAUAGGCUUAAUACCAUCUACCAUGAUCCCUUCCCUAGAUUGCCAGAGCCUUUGCUGAUAUGUCCCAUGCCCAAGACAUCUGACCAGACUCCCAUUCUAUUGACUUAAAUCCUGUCUGAAAAAGUGCCGGCUAUGCCAAGGAAAUUUCCCCGCUGUGUCAUAGUUGGUGUAUCUGCCAGGUCAUGAACAUGCGUUAUGUUAGAAAUACAGGUGUGCGCUGCCCAAGGUUGAGCCCAUUUAAGAGAUCAUGAGACGUUAAAUUCCUAUGAAUUCUCAGGACUUUCUUCAACUGCAGCCCUGUAUUUUGGGAGUGGGGGUGGUGUUUAAAAUGUUGCCCUGUGUUCUGAAGAGAUGGCCAGACCUGAGGACAGCUUCCUCUGGUUGAAUGUCAUUGAGAUUGGCUUUGCUUCAGCAGGAGGGAUUCAGCGAAGGUUACGCUGAGCCUGCAAGGGGUUAGAGAAGUGCUGGGCCUCUGUGCUGUACCUGGGAAACCCUAGGAAGCAAUAGUAACUCCCUGUCCAAGCCCACUUCUGCCAGUCCCCUUUACUGAUCAGAGCAUCAGUCCCACUUGUGGCGGUGCAGUAAGGAAGGGGUCUGCUUGAUGUGCCGUUCUUCAGAAACCUUUGAAGUGAUGCCUGGAUAUGGCCACGCAUGGGAGCUGGUUGCUUCUGCCCUGUGUUUGGCUGGGUAAGUAUCUAUUACAAAGUGGGACCUGGGUCCAAAUUUCUCCUAAAGCUGAAGUGUGUUAAGAUACAGAUUUCUGGGGUAGUCUGCUGUGGAGAUUGUGGCCAGCAAUGAAAGGGAGGUCGAUGACUCUGGGUGGGGUCCCUCUCAAUAUGGGUGAAACAGGGCAAAUACAAAAGCAAGGAUGUUGCUGGCUGGAUUUUCACAGCGUUUUAUUAGAUAUGCAAAGAAAACUUCUAAGCGGGACCUUUUAUUUUGUGAUUAUUUUUUAGUUUUGAGAUAUUGCGGUGUCUGUGUAUUCCAAUGAAGUACUGAAAGCACUUGUCUUUGUAUAGAAGAUAACUGUUUAAAAAUUGCAGCCGAUCUUGUAUUUAGGUAAAACAUUUGUAGAUAGGUAAUUGUAUAACGUUAAACAACUUUACACUGGCAUGUGUUGUAUAGUUUAUACAAGACACUUCACACUUCUGCAGAAUUUUUUAGUUAGUAAAUUUCUAGUAACUUAAAUGUAUAGUUUUGUAUCCUUUCAUGUAUGUUUUUUUUCUCAGUAUUACCACUUGCAGAAUUAUUUUUAGUUUCUUAAACUGUAAUUGAUUAUUUGUGUGUGAUACACAGGGUUAUUGACUGCAGCAAUAAAGUGUUUCUAUAAAAAAAAC
Messenger RNA from Gymnogyps californianus (California condor), 6522 nucleotides. It is a transcript of the gene MARCHF8, whose product is annotated as membrane associated ring-CH-type finger 8. Gene Ontology annotation, cellular component: lysosome; early endosome membrane; late endosome membrane. Bases 160 to 1866 code for a protein of 568 amino acids. Gene Ontology annotation, biological process: protein polyubiquitination; antigen processing and presentation of peptide antigen via MHC class II; immune response. The transcript is spliced from 8 exons. NCBI's taxonomy places the organism in Eukaryota, Metazoa, Chordata, Aves, Accipitriformes, Cathartidae. The record is from RefSeq and is a predicted model, not a curated record. Gene Ontology annotation, molecular function: ubiquitin protein ligase activity; zinc ion binding; MHC protein binding.